Molecule: messenger RNA, 38405 nt
Organism: Xyrichtys novacula (pearly razorfish)
Lineage: Eukaryota; Metazoa; Chordata; Actinopteri; Labriformes; Labridae
Source: the annotation of a GenBank genome assembly
UUUCCGUUUACCUCUUGCAGUGGAACGGAGUGAGGGCUGCUGCAGAUACAUCCCACCGCUCGGCUCAAUCUGAAACGGGAAUCACGUUAGUUUAAAAAAACAGAUUUGACCACCGAUUUCGAACCUCUUUAAAAUCUACCAUUUAAAACAUCUUCUCAUUGCUCAACCAGAAUUUUUUGUUUAAUAUUUUUUGGCGUCUCGGUUUUGUUGCUUCAUCUGCAUCAUCGGACUAUACCUUCUGAACCUCCAGCAGAGACACCAUGAACACUAGCCUACAGCUCCCUGUGGAUUAGGACCAGGUAAAAAUCAUUUUCCACAUGUUGGGUGUGUGAAACAUGUGCUACUGCUGCUGCUUUCCGUCAGUGGGUGUGUCGGCUCCCAUCUGCACGGCCGGCAUCACACCUCCCUUCCUUCCUUUUGUCUACAUUUGGUGCAUUUGUACAGUCUGUAAAAUAAAUAAAUAAUGUACCAAAGUAAGGCUAAAGUCACGCUGCUCUCAGGGCUGAUCACUCCAGCUCUUUCAAAGCAGCAAGCAAGAAAAUCAGCAACAAAGAAGUGUUUCAAAGCCCCAGUAUUCCAUCUUUAGCUCUAGAUCUUACAAAUCUUACGAAUCUUACAAAUUAUUUCACACAUUAAACACCACUUGUCAUCUGUACCUGCUGUUUGACAAAACUCAGGAUUUCAAAUUGUAAAAUGUCAUAUUCAUGUUAAGUUUAGACUUAGCGCUAAAAUAAGGGAUGAAAAAAAGAAGCAGAUAGUUGUGAGACUGAGACUGCUCCAUGGCUGGUCUGUGUGUGUGUGUGUGUGUGUGUGUGUGUGUGUGUGUGUGUGUGUGUGUGUGUGUGUGUGUGUGUGUGUGUGCGCGCGCGUGUGAUUGAGAAAUGAUUGUUCUCUAAAAACAAAAGAAAUGAAGAUCUGUUUCAUCUCCUUGUGCUAAAAAAAGAUCUUAUAAUGCUGCAGUUUUUAGCUUAAAGUUUAACCUCCUUUAGAUCUUUCUUGGAGCUCAUCAUGCUGCUGAUGGUCAUGAUGGCCUGUAAAUGUGAGUAAGAUAGUCAGAUGAAGACGUUGGUGCUUCAACGUCAGGCCAGGUCUGAGUUUUUUGCAUUGCAGCAGUGACCAGGAAAAGAGGAAAAUUACAGGUAAGGUAAAAUUAGCAUAAGUUCUGGGUAGGCUGAAUUUGAAAUCCUUGAAUGGAAACUCUGUGUAUCAUUUCAGGAUUGGCACACGUUAAAAAGAGGGCUGAAGUCUGACUUAACUGAAUUAGGAACCACAAAUCUCAGGUUAGAUGGUAAUGAUCCUCAACCCCCAUUCAGAACAUCGUUAGACCCGUGCAGCAUUAUUGCUGCUCAGCUAAGAUGUACUUUUGAUUUCAGGCUGAUCUUCAUUUUAAGUAGCUUUUUCCUUUUUUAAAGUUUUAACAAAAACCUUUGACUAAAAUAUGGAACAGUUCACAAGACUGGUUUCAACAUAUUUUUUUUUUUUUACAGUCAGUGAUAUCGCUCUUUCUAAGAAUGUUUUCUAGACCUAACAGACCUCUGACCCGCUCAUUUUUUGGGUUUGAAAUAGGUAUUAGUGGGGAUACAUAAUGCUAUGCUAUCAUCAACUGGUUCACUAAAGCUCAAAGCCUGGAUAAUCACAAAAAACAAAAAAUCAUAUUGAUGCUUUUCUAAGACAUACAAAAGAAAACAAAACCAGUCGUUAACAAAAAGGACUGUUUUCUACUGCAAGUUUUUACACCUGAAACUGAGGCAUUCCUGUUUUUACAGUCUAUGAAAAACAAACAUUAAAUGAUAUAUCGGACUGUUAAAAGUCAGAUAUUUAUUCUUUUGUCCAAAAAAUGCUUCUAAAGCAUGUAGACAAGUUUUAAAAGAGAAAAACUGGAUUUAAGAAUUACAACUGACAAAAACAUUUAAUCUUAAUCUAGUAAUAUUAAAUCAGAAACGGGAAAAAAUAAUCACAGACUUGUGGCUAAUUUUCUUCUACAUCAUACCAGAUUUGAGUAAAAAUCAAAUUUACUGGAAAAUGAAUAUCUCCCUGUGAGUGAUGACAAUAACAAUAAAUGUGUUGCUGAUAGUUUCCUCAAUCAAGAUCCAGACUUUCCGAUUUUCAGUUCAAAUUAUAUAUAUAUAUAUAUAUUUUUCAAAUUAAGUAAUCUUUUGGUUUUAAUCUUGCUCAAUUAAAAAAAGCUUAAAAAUUGGUCUCAUGUCUACAAAAAUAAACAAAGGACAGUUACAGCUGUAAAGAUUUGAAUAUGAAGCAUAAAGUAAUAUUGCACAUUAUAUUGAAAUGUAUGGCAGUAAAGUAAGUGCAGGACCAACAUGUUUUGAAUGAACUGUUAGAAGUAUGCAAAAGGACCUCAGAAAUGUUGCUGCAGAGUCACGCACAGAAAACAGAAUCAUUUGCGCUCUCACUCUAAAAGAUCUUAAACUUGAGAGAAACUAAACUCUUCGUUGAUCAUAACAGCCAAUUAUUUCUAUUAAGACAGCAGUUUGGUAUCAUAUAAAACCCUCUUUACUGUAAAAAUGAUGGUUACUUUUUGCUGUGUUUGAAGAAAUCAAUGCUGCACUGGCACGUGCAGUAUCACAGCCCCUGUGUGCAGGACUCUGCUGCUGUGUGACGACUCCUGAAUAUAAAUACACUCUCAGCGGCCACUUCAUCAAGCACACAAUGAACCAGCCACUAAUUCUUCCUUAACAAGCAAGUUUUUGUGGACAUGGUUAAAGAGGUGUUUGUCUUCAUGGAUCAGGUUGUAUUUGAGGUUGAUGUUGAAAGCUGAUUGAUUUAAGACUUUUCCCCAUAAAAACUGUAAAGUAGCCUAUUGAAUUCAAAGCAGAGUUGUAUCAUUGGAUCACAUGGGAUUUUACAUGUUGUCUUAUGAGAUAUCUGGUUUGUGACUAUCAGACUGAAGACUCAGGCUGUGUCUCAUUUCAGAGACCGCAUCGACCUAAGUGCCCUUCUGCACCGUCGAACGGCGCAUUUGAAGCGUGCAUGACGUCACGACGGUGCGAACGGUGUCCCAUUUGGCACGAGAUGCUAAAAAAUGCUAAGCGCGCUUAGCAUGUUUUCAAGCGUGCAUUUAUGCACGCUUUCGUGCCGUCGGUAUCCCAGAAUGCUUUGCGUGCCACUGCACAGGUGCACCAGAGCAAUAGAUUAAAACAACAACAAACAAAGCAAUGUUUUAAUCUACUGCUCUGAGGUGCACCGUUCGGGUGAGACAACAGACAAGCAUAAAAGCGCACCUGCACACAUCAAGGAUGUUUGAAACAUGGCAGGCAAAGCCGGCGGCCCCGCCUUUACAUGUAAGUACUGGAUUUAAUUUCAUGUCAACAGGUGAAGCAAAGCCUUUAAAGGACAUUGUGAACAUUUCUAAAUGUUUGUAAAAGAUGAUUAGAUGGUUGCAGGUGAUGCCCGAGUGUGUUAAAUCAGCCCUUUUGCCCUGUUGAAGCUAUGCAGGCAACGCAUAUGCCGACUGUUUCAAAUUGUAGUGUUGGUACUUGACAUCCACUUCAAUUCCCAGGUGUAAGGUACUGCCAGGGGAUGACGUAAAUGUGUAUGGGGCAAAUAUGCUGCAAACUAGAUGCUGCAAGUACAGUGCAGAAACAUGAACAACUCAGGUCUAAAUCACUGUGGUGUGUGUUACAGCACUGUUUAUGUCAUACCAGAAUCUGACAUGUAGCCUAUGUUUGUUUUUUUUGUUCGUUUGUAUUUGCACUACAUAUAGAGCACAUUGCAACCUUGUUUAGAAAAUUGCUGUAAAAGUAAUGAUGUUAUUAGAGUUAUUAUUAAUAUUUAGAAAAACCCUUACAGUUUUGAGGGUUUUGCUAACAGUUUUUUGCUAACUGCUUUAUCAGCAGUGAGCCCUGAUAAAGAAGGAGUAAAGGUCAAACCUCUUUAUGAAGUGCACAAUGGCCAUCCAUCAGCCUGGACAAUUGAUCUGACAUGCAUGUGUGGAUUCAAAAUACAAAUGUUGGCACUGUGUGCCUGCAUUGUUAUCCAUUCAGAUACACACUUGGAAUAAGUCACACAUUAAAAGGUUCACACUUAUGUUUUUGCAGGGACAAGAGAGAUAAGUGAAAAAUUCAUCCGGCUCCGGGGGGAGAGGGAGCACCUCUUCACCGGAGCCAGAAAUUCCGCUGCUGCUGGAUGGCGGUAAGGAACACCAAAUGCUCAAGAAGUUAUAUCUGCCCGUAGUAUGUUACAUUAUAGGUCAUGUGACUGAUUAUGAAUCUUGUUAUGAACUCUUGUAUGAAUUAUGAACACUUGUGUGUGAAUGUGACAUAUAUAUUAACCUUUUGUCUCACUUCUCUUUGUGACAAGAGCUGUACUGACAGAGCUGCGGAUCCUGGGCCAAGUCACACCCCUCCAAGCUAAGCGGAAGUGGGAAAAUCUGAAAAGAAAAUAUAAAGUAUGUGAAGGUUUUUAUGAUGCUGCUUAACAUUGAACAUUGGGUCAUGAAGAAUGUGUUGGUUUCCCCCCCUGCAAGUUAUUAAACAGUUUUUCUUUUUCUCAGGAUUGCAAAGAGCCUCCCACAGGGGCUGGGGCAGGGGGAGCAGUGAAAGCUGCCACUUGGCCCUUGUUCAUCCUCAUGGAUGAGAUGCUGGGGCAGAGGCCAUCAAUAAAACCCCCAGUACUGAUUGCCUCACUUCCAGAGGAUGAACCAGGGCCAAGUGGCACUGCACCUGCCAGGCAGCAGCAGCAGGAGGAGGAGGAGGAGGAGGAGAAGGAAGAGGAAGAAGAAGAAGAAGAAGAAGAGGAGGAAGAAGAAGAGGAGGAGGAGGAGGAGGAAGAGGAAGAAGAAGAGGAAGAAGAAGAAGACGAGGAGGAGGAGGAGGAGGAGGAGGACGACGACGAUGAUGAUGAAGUGCAACCUCGCCCAAGGGGGAGGAAAAGGAAGAGGAGGCCAGCAUCUGAUCCGCUCCUGGCUCUGAUAAAACAGGACAUUCAAAACCAGCAACAAGCUGAGGCCAGAAGCCAGGAGCGGAUGGACCGGAUGCUGGCCUUACUAGAAAAAAUGGUGGACCGUAAUUGAUUUGUUUUUGUUUAUGUUACUAUUAUAUUCACUCUUAUUUCAGGAAUUUUUAAUUUGAAUGGACAUUUUGUAUUUUUUUACAUUAAUAAUGGCAUUUAAUUUAUUAAAGAAUUCUAUGUUGCUUACACCGUCUCCAGUCUAUUCAUUUAUCCCUCCUCAAGCUGUUUUGGCAACAGGGUGGCCAGACAGCAUCCAGUGCAUCCGUAACGGAAUUACAAAUAAUGUUUAGUGAUUUCACUUGCCAUGCCUCGCAUUGGGUUCUUUUAUUAAGGAUGAUUAGUACUGAUGUUCAGAUUCCCUGCAGCCCUCAAAUGCAACACCCCUGGGGAUUUGGGAAGUGAACCCAGGUAUGCAGCAACAGUUGUCCUGCGCUGCUUGCCUGGUAAGUCCACAUGUUGUGAUGUCCGUAAUUAUUUGUUUUAAUUAUCUUUAAAGUUCCAUAUUUAAGAGGGUACUUAUGUCGUAAUUUUAUGCUUGCAGUGAAAGAGCGGCCGCAUGUCUUGUGUAAGACCUGACUGUGUUAAUAUCUGCCAGAUGCUGAAUAAGCGGCAGGUGCCAACCACAGAAGUACGGUUUCCCUCCUGAAAUAAUUACACAACGCAAGUACGACCGCUACACAUCCUCGCAUAAUAAAGAUUUCAGAGUUUUUAUUUUUGAGUUAUAUCUUUUUAUUAAAAGGUGAGGAAAAUGAAAAUGGAAUAAAAUACUGAGGUCAACAACAUACAAACUGGAAAAGCACUCGGAGAGCGCAGACCUCAACCAAGCAGCUCAUGUCCCCCCUUAUAUUGUGAUUCACACCAAAACUUUUACUGUUACUGUUUAACCGCUCUGAAGAGUACCUUGCCGUCUCCUCGCUUUUCAUUAUCCUUAGGGUGGUCCCUAGUUACAAAACGCUGCAUACACUAAAGGGUGGGGAAACAAUCUGCAGCAGCGUAAGCACUUUCAUAACACAUAAUUAUACUAGAGUAAGCAUGUGCAGACUUCUUCUGUAGAUGUCAAGAUGACCGCUGACAUUUCAGUCUCCUUUGUGGUGGUUAACUGUUCACAGCGGAGACAGGUACCCAUCUGCUUAUCUGCUUACUGGAAGAAGGCAAGCUCAGAGAUGUAAGAAAAACACACAAGUGUCUGCUCAUGUGUUAAGAAGCAAAAGGUAAAGGCAUUUAAAGCUACUGAUAAUUUCUAUAAACUUUUAUACACAUUACUCUAACAAUCCAGAAGGCGAUCCGGAUCACCACCAAAAUGUAAUGGGAUCCUCCUGGGGCUGAGACGCACCUUUGGUGAAAAUUUCAGGUCAAUCCGUCUGUAACUUUCUCCGUAAAGUUGCUAACAGACAAACAAAUAAACAAACCAACGCUACCAAAAACAUAACCUCCUUGGCGGAUUUAAACAUUGGCAAAACGCUAACUCAAACAGGCACCACUGUAUAAACAGAACUUAACAAACUCAGGACAUUUGGGCUAUUGCCUGCCCUCCCAUGGUGCCUCCUCCAGGCUGAGCAGGAGUCUCUGGCAGUGCUGCUGGGCUGGAUGGGACACCACAAUAGAGACUCUGGUGUCUGCUGGCAGUGGGACAUCAUGUGGGUGGUCUGGGUGUUUUGGAUGCAUGUCUCCACUGUCCUCCACAUCGUCCGGAUUUGCAGGGCUGGUUCGACGGCUGCCAUGCCUGUUUUAAAGAGAGAAACAAUAGUAGGCUAACAGAGUCCAACAAUUUUUAAGUCGCAUCUUCUGAGGUCUAAAAAUCUGAUCAGUAACCAACAAACAUUCUGUGGCACACAGAGGAGAAACUUUAGAUGAAUUGUACUUGCCGAUUACAGGUAGACGUGGUCGUGGUCUACCUCCUCCAGGGCCGACACCUCUGCGGACAAUCUGUCCCGCCAGCGGGCACCACUGACUGCCUCCAGCCUGUCCUCCACCUCAUCCCCCGGCAUGCCGUCCUGCACAUCUUCCUCUGGUGCCAAGGUGUCACCGGCACCCAGGCAGAUAUUGUGCAGGACGGCACAAGCGGUGAUGACCUGAAUUUUAGAGGAAUAUUUAUAUGAACAUAAAGUAUAUAGACCUUUAAUAAAUAAAAAAAAUAUAACAAUAUAAGUAUAAUAAUAUAUAAUAAGUUUUCGUGUUUUUAUUUAAUUAAUUAAUUAAUAUAUAUUCAAGUAUAACAAAAAUAUUGUGUGCAGGGAUGACGUACCUGUGGCACGAAGGUGUGGCGGAUCUCCAGCGCUUUGAAAAAGAUGGCACGAAAUCGGGUCUUCAUCAUGCCAAAGGCACGCUCAAUUAUAGAGCGUGCCCUGGCAUGAUGCCCGUUAAAGCGCUGGGCCGCCACACCUCGCACCUGCAGCCUGUAGGGAGUGAUGAGGGGGAGUGGGUGCUGGAGGCACGGGUACCCGCUGUCUGCCAGAAUGAAAGGCCCUGGAGGAGGGUAGAUGUUCUGCCUGUACAGUGGGCUGUGCCGGAGUAUCCUUGCGUCAUGCACAGACCCCGGCCAGCCCACGUAGGUGUCAAUAAAGCGGCCCUGAUGGUCACAGACUGCUUGCAUGAUGAUUGAUGCAAACAGUUUUCUGUUGAUGUAGCAGUGACCAUCAGGACCGCUUGGUGGCAUAAUUCUGACAUGGCAGCCGUCGAUUGCACCGGCAGCUUUGAGAAAAGCGCGGUGCCUAGCCAGCCCUGCAAACCCCCGAGUUACGGCCGCCAGGUCGUCAGCGGACCUCGGGAGGUAGAUGACUCUGUGGCGAAUGGCCACUACCUCCUCCGUAACUCGGUGGACGAUGCGGUGGACAGUGGAGCGGGGCAUCACAAACACCCUUGAGACCACCCGAUAUGAUGUCCCACUGGCCAGCAAAAAGAGGAGAACCAAAGUCUCUAUUGUGGCGCCCCAUCCAUGCCUCCGGUCCUGAUGGAGGAGGUCCAGCAGCACUGCCAGGGACUCUCUGCUCAGCCUGAAGUCCUCCCUGGUGUCGUCGCCGGCGAAAAACCGUUGGAGGACCGGAACCCCCGUAUGUAGCCUGCAGUUCAGGGGUCCGGUCUGCAUGCGUUAGGAACAAAGCAGGAGAAAGAACGGUCAUGGCAUGGAUGUCGCUUGCAAUGAUUGUGAAUUGUGCAGGUUAAUGUCUCAUGUACUAACAGCCAAUGUUGGCUUUUCAGCUGAUGUUAGUAAACGAAAUAAUAUUUUUUGACACCUAUGAAGAUUUCCAUGACAUGCACUGUUGUGAAUUAAAGGGGGAAUUCACGUGAUACACAGGGAGUGACAAUGGCACAACUAUCGUGUGGCUGAUGAAUGCCAGAUAAAAUAACAGGUUUACCUCUCCACUUUCGGCACGCAUUCUCAAGAAAAAGUACACAAGGCGCCUCCGUCGCCGCCUUGCUCGGCGGCGCAGCGUCACAUCUUGAUUUAAGGCAAAAGCCAUUUGCCACAUGGUUGCGACUUCCAUUGUUGUCACCUGUGCUUGUUUACACCUGCACCUUCUGCGAUCGGCGGCCUUUAUUCAAGUCAGCCGUGACCCGGGCCUGCGGGCGGGGACAUUUGGCGACCCAACCAGAGGGGUGAGAUGGUCUGUCAGGCUCGCGUCACGACUGACUUAAAGGAAACCCGCGGAACGCAGCAUUUAUUUUUUAAUUGUGCGACCUUGCACAGACACAAAAUAGUAGAUACAUACAAGCACAGAUCAUUCCCACAAAAUUCAUCCAAUGAUUGUUUUGUAUGAAGGACUAUGAGGGCCAUAUUGAGAUUGUUUUUUUAAGACUUCGAGAUUUAAGUCGUGAAUUUAUGAGAAUAAAGUCGUAACCUGUUAUUUCAGAGGAGACUUGUUAAAGUUAGGGCCAUGAAGCAUUUGAAGGAACUGUGCUUCAGUAUAGGUUUCACAAACAAGGAGAUACUUCAUCCUUUGGCACAUCAGCAUCACAUUGUCAUAAGUAUAAAGACUUCAAAAAAAGAAUAUAUGAGAAAUACGUCUUUUCCAAGGGGAAAAAAAACAGGUGUACUAGAAGGAAAUUGCUGCUUUUGUGGAGGCAGAAAUGAAUAUGCUGAGGAUAUAUCUGUCAAUGCAGCCGUAAAUAUCGGUGAAUGACAUUGAGCUUUAGUUUAUGAUAUGAAUCCAUCUGCCAUAAUAAGGUGUUGGUGUCUCUGCUGGUGUAGGUUACCGCCGGUGUCAGAGACGUGGUGCUCGUCUGAGCUCGACUCCCUCUGGAUCACAAAUGUUGAUCAUCAUCAGUUUGAUUGUUUCUUCAGAAACCACAAAAUCUAUCUGAAUGACCCACUGAUACAUCCACCGAUAACCCUGCAGAUGACCAGCUUCAGUCAUUUCCCCCUCCACAAAAGCAGCUUUAUGACUGUAUAUACUUUAUGACUUUAUUCUCCUAAAUUUACAACUUUAAUCUCUAAAUCUUAAAAGAAAAAAAAAACAAAACUCAAUGUUGUCCUGAUACUCUGCUGUAGUUUUGUCAGCUUUCUCAUUUCUAAUGUUUUUGAUAGUUGUAACACAGCGGAUCAGUUCGUCUCUAAAUCUAUGGUUUGGUUUACAGAUUUUAGUGAGUUCAGAGAUCAUGCUCUCAUACAGCCUGAGCUGACUGUCUGCUGUUUUUGGAUUGCUUGUAUUUUCUUCGAAGACCCGCUGUGUCUCCAAGCGAGUCCAGCCUCUCACCUGAAAUGCACAGCUGUGCAGUGGCACGCAAAGAAUUCUGGGAUACCGACGGCACGAAAGCGUGCAUACAUGCACGCUUGAAAAAGAGGCGGGGGUAGUGUGGUUUUGAGACCGAAUUUGAAGCGCGCUUAGUAUUUUGUGCCAAACGGGACACCGUUCGUGCCGCGUGGUGACCUCACGUACGCGUCAGAUGCGCCGUUCGAUGGCUGCUGUAUCUGAAAUGGGACACAGGAAGGGCACAGAACGGCGCAAAACGGCUCAAAACGGCAGUGCACUCAGCUAAGCGCCGUUAAGUGCGCUUAUCACGAUGCGGUCUCUGAAAUGAGACACAGCCUCAGAUUGGGUAGUUUAGGACUUGGCUUGGAGGAUGAUCAGUUUAAGUGUCAGAUACCCUAAAAGGUGGGGAAGGCAGGAUUCUGUUAAAGAAGCAUCUUUUUUGGUGGUGCAUAUACAAAAAAGCUGUUGAAUAUCAGUCAAUAGCCAUUAGUCACUGAUGACAUUUGGUAAUUUAACAAUAUCACUGAGUUUUGUAAUGUCUAUGUAGUCAACAUUUUACAUUUUAUGAGCGUCCCACUCUUUCAGACUGCAAAAAAAUGUCUGAAUCCUCCUUUGGCCACGACUGCCAACACAAGCUUUUUACUGUCACAUUGACUGGGCCCCAUUUGUAAUCAUCUGAAGUAUUUAUCUGCAUUAUAUCUGAAUUUAAUUGAAAGGAUACGAGCGAGCAGGAGCGUCUGUUUGUGGGUGGGGCUUGCUGGAGCAGAGAGGGAGGAGAGAGGAGGAGCUGAGGGGAAAACUUGUUGGGAGGGGUAGUGUUUUCAAGAUUUCUCCCCAAAACUGGUACUUCCUCAAAUCCUCCCUACCCCACCUUUAAGCAAAGCACUGAAUCCCCAAGUGCUCAUCCAUUUGCAAGCCCCCCUCAGUCUGACAUCUCUCAAUGUUAUGGAUUCCGAUAGAAAAGUUGAAUUUCCUCACAGAAUAUGUUUGCCAACAGGAGUGUCUGCAUUUUUGCUUUUUUUUUUUUUGUAGCAGUGUCAGCAUUCAACAAGAAAAAAAUUGAUUUUACACCUAAAACAAAUCUGAGAAGGCUAAAAUCAACCUCUGCAAUAUGCAGCAUCACUUUCAUGUUUUCCUUGCUGGCAAUGUCACUAAGUAUAACACUCCUGUACUGUGUUAAAGAAGACAAUCUUGCUCCUCCUGCACUACAUUUAAGAGAAUAUCCACCUGUUAAAAGUUUUACAUUUAUCUGACAGUUUCAGAGAAAUUCACUGUGAAGGUUGCACAUAAAAUUAAGAGUUUAAAAAAUAAAAUGUUUGAUCCAAACUUCAACUGUAAAAUCUCAUUAAUACAUCAUUAUCUUUCUGCUGUCAAUACUUCUACAAUAAUUUAAUACUUGUUUACUUGAACAAUUUUAAUGUAUUACUUUAACAUAUACCUGCAUAUUAAUGCAUCCAAAGUGCUUUGAGGCCCUUUUGAAAGAUUACUGUUUUGUUUCAAGACACUAAUGCUGAAAUUCAGAUGGAAUUUGAGGACGAGUCCAACUCACUCUCUGAACUCCAUCUUUGCAGUUGCCCAGAAGUUCUUUGGUACAAAAGCCUCAGAAAUAAAAGAAAAGUUAUAAAAUACAAAAAAAAAAAAAAUCAUGGAAUUAAAAACAGUUAAAAAUACAAAAACAUUUCAUUAAAUGAAAAAACAGUUAUACAUUACAAUAAUCUGUAAUUAAAUAAAAAUAUUAAAAACAAACCCAUUUCAUUAGAGGAAAAACAGUUAUAAGGUACAAAACAUUUCAUUAAAUGAUAAACUGUUAUAAAAUAAAAUAAAAAAUCUGUAUUUAAAUAAAAAAUAUAUAUAAUACAAAAACAUUUCUACUAUGCAAAAAGGUAACAAAAUACAAAAACACUUAUUAAAUGAAAAAUGUGUCAAAUACAAAAACAUUUUAUCAAAUGGAUUAAAAGUAAUCAAACUACAAAAAAAUUCAUGAAAAAAACUGUUAUAAAAUAAUGAAACAUUUUAUCAAAUGAAUUAAAACUAAUAAAAUACAAAAAACAUUUCAUUAUAAAACAGUUAUAAAAUACAAUAACCUGAAAUUAAAUAAUACAAUUCUAAAAUACAAAAAACAUUUGACCAAAAAACAGUUAUUAAAUACAAUAACCUGGAAUUAAAUAAAUAAUUUAUAAAAUACAAAGGCAUUUCUUCAAAUGCAAAAAAGUCAUAAACCCAGAAAGCUUCAGAAUUGGAUUGCAGAUAAAAUAAAUCAAUUUUAGUACACACAUUUUUUGGAACACACCACAUGCCAAAACUAAUUAUUUAGAGUCCAUUGAACAAAAAAAAAGAGAAACAUAUUUUUACAUUUUCCAAAUGUAUUUGAAUAUCCACUUAAAUAUCCCUUUUCCUGUGGUUUAGUUGUUUGUAAAGUUAUUUUGUUAUAUUGUGUAAUGUUUUUACAACUCAUUUGUGCAUAUUUCAAAAAUACUUGUUUUUUCUAAACUAUCUUCAAAUGAUGCGCUUGAACCGAGAGGUUGCUGCAAGUCUGGUCUCUCUGUAUUAUCUGUAAUUUUUGUAGUUUUUGCUAGAUUUUUUAAAAUAUUUUUGUUGUCAUUUUGUUGACUUCUGAUGAAUACUUCUGCUGGGCGAAGAGUUUACUCAAGAGAAGAGCUCCUUACAUUAAGGCAAAUCAAAUCUGGCUAACAACAUACAAUUCCAGAGGACAGCAGGAGGUGUUAUCGUGGUUACCGUGCUGGUGCAAAGGUGAAGGCAAAGCUGAAUGCUAGGAGGUGGUGAUAUAAACCUUCUCUUCCACCAAUCAUCAUGGGAAACGUCAACUCUCUGCCCAACAAAAGUAAUGAGCUGGAGAUAUUGGUGAAGACUGAGAAAGCAUACCAUGAGUACAGUUUCCUGUGUUUUACUGAAACCUGGUUGAAUCAAAAAGACUCAGACUUUAGAGUGGAUCUACCUGGCUUUACUCUCAUAAGGUCAGACAGAGAUGCUCAAGCUGGUGGCAAGAAGAAAGGAGGAGGUCUGGCUUUAUUUGUCAACCAGAGAUGGUGUAACCCUUCACACAUAACUGUCAAGGAGAAGUUGUGUUGUCCAGAUAUUAAACUGUUGGCAGUUGCUCUUCGGCCAUAUUAUGUUCCAAGAGAAUUAAGUCAUAUCAUAACAGUAGUUUCUUACAUCCCAACCAAAUCAACUGAAAAAAAUUCCACGCGAUGUUUUGCAAAAUAGUGUUGCCAGGCUACAGACUCAGUACCAGGAGGCACUAAUAAUAAUAUCAGGUGACUUCACCCAUGUAACCCUCUCCCCUCACCUGACUGGAUUCACACAGCUUGUGAACUGUCCUACCAGAGAAAACAAAACCCUGGAUCUGCUGUAUGCCAACGUCAAAGAAGCCUACAGAGCCACUGCCUUACCACCACUGGGCAAGUCAGAUCAUAACUUAAUCUAUCUGCAAACCUGUUACAGACCUUGUGUACCGAGGCAGCCUGUGACCAAAGUCAAAAUCAGCAGAUGGACCCCUCAAGCCAGUGAAGCUCUAAGGGACUGCUUUAAAUCAACAGACUGGAAUUUGCUGCUGGAAACAGAUGUGGAUAGUAUGAACAUUGACAAACAGGUUGACUGCUUUACUGAAUAUAUCAACUUCUGUAGAGACACAGUUAUACCCACAAAAACUGGUUACUGUUUCCCCAGCAACAAACCUGGGAUCACAAGAGACAUAAAAGCAAUCCUCAACCAGAAAAAGAAAGCUUUAAAAGAUGGUGACAAAGAACAACUCAAACAAGUGCAACAAGAGUUGAAGAGGAGACUGAAGAUGGCAAAGCUGGAGUACAAAAAGAAGAUGGAGAAGAAUCUACAACAAAGCAACAUCCGUGAAGUGUGGAGAGGAAUCAGUACCAUCUCUGGACACAGCAAUAAAAAGAAAAGACAGCCAGUGGUGGGUGAUCUGAAAAGAGCUGAUGAACUCAACCUGUUCUUCAACAGAUUUGACACUGCUGUCACACCCACUUCCACUGCUACUCCAUCUUCCUCUCCGCAACAAAUCUCCACUACAACUUCUCCCCAUCCUCCUUCAUCUCGUUGAAAUGUCUCAACCACUUCAACUGCCUCCCUCCUAGAACACCAGUCCUUGUCUGUCACAGAAACAGGGGUGAGGAUGGAGCUUGGAAGACCCUGUCCUGGGAAGGCGGCUGGUCCAGAUGGUGUGUGUCCAAGGCUGCUCAGAGACUGUGCUGCAGAACUGUGUCAACCUCUCCACAGGAUCUUCAACCUGAGUCUACAGCUGGGGCAGGUACCUACUCUGUGGAAAACAUCCUGCAUUGUGCCAGUACCAAAAAACAAAAUGUCCUGCUGAACUCAAUGACUACAGACCAGUGGCCCUCACUUCACACAUCAUGAAAACCCUGGAGCGGCUGAUUCUACGCCUUCUGAGGUCUGGGGUCAAAGACAAACUGGACUCCCUGCAGUUUGGGUACAAAGAACACAUUGGAGUGGAUGAUGCUGUCCUCUACAUGCUUCACCGUGCCUGUCUCAUCUGGAGGAACCUGGGGUUUAUGUGAGGAUCAUAUUCUUUGACUUUUCAAAUCCAUUCAACACCAUCCAACCCACCAUACUCAAAGACAAGCUUACGGGAUGGGAGUGGAUCCUGUCUGUGUUUCCUGGAUCACAGAUUACCUGACAGGAAGGCCACAGUUUGUCAGGCUGGGGAACUGUGUUUCUGGGACAUUAAUGAGCAGUACAGGGACUCCACAAGGGACAGUGCUGGUGCCAUUCCUGUUCACACUGUAUAAGUCAGACUUCAAAUACAGCACUGAGUCCUGCCACAUCCAGAAAUACUCAGAUAACACUGCUAUUGUGGCAUAUAUCAGAAAUGGACAAGAAGCUAAAUACAGGGAUCUGAUAAGAGCCUUCAGUGACUGGAGUCACAAAAACCUUCUCCUCCUCAACACCUCAAAGACAAAAGAGAUGGUCAUAGACUUCCGUAGAUCCAGACCCCCUCUUCAGCCAGUGAACACCUGUGGAGUGAACAUCAUAUAAAUACCUAGGUGUACAUCUGGAUAAUAAGUUGGACUGGUCUAAGACUAUAGACUUCAUCUACAGAAAGGAGCAGAGCUACCUCUUUUGCCUGAGAAGACUCCGAUCAAUAGACAUCAGUAGUAAGAUGCUGCAGAUGUUUUAUCAGUUUGUGGUGGCAAGUGUUCUGUUCUACGCUGCAGACUGCUGGGGAGGAAGCAUCAAACACAAAGAUGCAAGACGUCAGAAUAAACUGGUGAAAAAGGCUGGCUCUGUGGUUGAACUCAAGCUGGACUCACUGGAGGAUGUGGUGGAGAGAUCUACACUGAAGGUGAACGCUAUUCUAAAGAACAUGGAUCACCCACUUCAUAACACCUUGAUGGAGCAAAGGGUCAAUGGUGGUGGACGGAUCCUCUCUCUUCGCUGCAGGACAUAAAGAUUCAGAAGAUCUUUUGUACCAACAGCCAUCAGACUUUGUAAUUCUUGUGUAAAUAGUAGAUAACUUUUAGAGACAUGUCAAGUGAGACAAUAGACAACAGGGGAUUAAUAAAGUUCUUCUUAUUCUAAAGGUCCUUUUACACUGGGACGGUGUUUUUUAUGCUAUUAUUUCAGACGUCCAUACUUUUUUCCAAACCCGUAUCCUGUCAAUACAAGCGUUCACAUCAGCGACGUUUUCCUGUCCUGCGAUAUUACGGCAUUUAUUUUUUCGCAUCACGGUUGAUUUUUCUAAAGUUUCGCAUACUGUUUGUCUACUUCUGACCAAUCAGAUUGCACAUUAUGCAAUGUAAGAUUCACCGGUAUAUCCAACAUGGCCGACCGGCUGAUUGUUUAUGUGUCAGAGAACAGAGUUCCUAUUUGAUAAAAAACACACAUAUCAAAGAUAACGACCUGAAGGACAACUUGUGGCGAGUCAUAGUGUCAGAUCUCUCAUAUGACAAUGGUUUGUGUGCUUUAACAGUUUGCUAAACGUCUUUGUUUUAACUUUCAUCUAUGCUAAGUAACUUUAUCUCUGUUCAGAUACGACAUACCAUAUCUCAAACUCAAUUGCGUUGCUGUCAUUGGGUCUCAGUUGUUACCUUACGUUUAUAUGUUAUAGUUUAAUGUGCUUAUCUGGUACUGGCCCCAACUCAGUUCAUGCUAUCAUGACAGACAGCCAUCUCAACAUUAGUGCCUAAUCAGAACUGAAAAACAGUCAGUCUGGUGUUGUGUCAGUCUUCUCGCUUCCAUCCAGAACGCGUCUUUUUUUCCCCCAGGAAAGUCGCAAAAUAGCAUCACGCUUGAUGUGUAUAGUCAGGCACGUCAAAAUUUGCCUCCGAAUAUUUAGUAAUUUUGCGUGGUAUAUUUGUGUCAUUCCCAGUAUGUAAGGACCUUUAUUCUUAUUCUUUAUUCUUAUUCUUAUGUUUUAGUGCAUUUCAUGGAACUCUUUCAUGAUUCUGUUUCAUGUUUUCUGAAAUAGUUAUGUAUUGCCUUUAUGAAAUAAAUAUGCUGUUAACCUUCACAGUCACCUUUAAUCACAGUAAAAAAUUAACAGCUGCAUUUGUAGGUCAUGGUAACUAUCCAUUGAAUGGUAUGCUAACACCAGCCAGCAAAAAAAGCUGUACUCUGCUUCAUCAUCAGUUACUGUAAAUGCUCAUAUAUUAAAUAGAAUUAGACUCAUUUUCCCAAAGACCUCUAUGAAAUCACAUUGUUUUACAGCAACUCCUGAUGGCCAAUAGAAAAAAAGCAGGUUUUUGUAUUAUCUUCAUUUUGUAGAGCCACUAAUUCUUCCUUAACAAGCACACAACAUCAAUCAGUUUUUGUGGACAUGGUUAAAGAGGUGUUUGUCUUCAUGGCUGAAGUUGUAUUUGAGGUUGAUGUUGAAGGCUGAUUAAUUAAAGUCUUUCCCCAUGAAAACUGUAAAGUAGCCUAUUGAAUUCAAAGCAGAGUUGUGUUGUUGGAUUACAUGAGAUUUUAUAUGUUGUUUUAUGAGAUAUCUGGUUUGUGACUGUUAGACUGAAGACUCAGAUUGGGUAGUUUAGUGGCUUGAAGGAUGACCGGUUUAAGUGUCAGGUACCCUUAAGCAAAGCGCUGAAUCCCUCCUGAACAUAUAAUCUGUAAUCGGCCCCACAUUUUGUAUCGUGUUAUCCUCUCCAUUGCUGACCUGAGAUUCUGCAUCUACACCCCAGACUGUACUGAUGACACUCAGUAUCUAUGGCAUAUCUCAUCAGGCAGAUACAUAAGCUAAAUGAUCGCUAACCCUGGCAUGAAAUAAACAUUUUCAAAACACAAAGUCAUUAUGCUGCUGUAGGAGAGCUGAAACAACAGGGCCUGAUGGCUGUAAUGGUUCCAACUAAUUUCCCCUCCUGCUUCCUAAGUGUCUGAGGCAGAUCCAUAGAGCCCACAAUGCAUCAUACUGAGGGAAGAAGGAAAGCAACAGCAGGUUAAUUGCUGUGGGAGUUGAGUCUAUUUAGACCCCCACCCCAUUAAUAAAUUAUAGUAUAAACAGCAGUCUUGUCACAGAAGGACUUAUUUGCUUCUAAAUGUCACAAAAAGGUAUUAGUUUGAAUUUAAGUCUGUCUCAUACAGUGUUGUUUUUGGCAGGCAUUUUAGAUUUAGUUUUCGUCUUAGUCAUUUUGACGAAAUGCUUCUUCGUUUUAGUCCCAUUUUAGUCAUUUCUAUCCUUGAUAGUUUUAGUCCGACGAAAACUCCAAAGGUUUUUAGUCUAGUUUUAGUCGACGAAAAGGUGCCUUUUGAGGUUUGUGGUGUUCUUUCCCAACAGUUUGAAGCCGUAGCAUGAGGAAGCUGUGGCUCCACAACUGCUGUCUGUCUCGUCUCCCUGUCCCCGUACAAGACAUUGUGUUUUAUUGUCACUUGGACUGUAUCUGAAGUAGGACCAUAAAUCAUCCCUCUUUUUUUGGCCACCGGGCACCGCUGCUGUGUCUGCCGCCAUGGUGUGUGUUUGUGCGCGCCUCGUCCACCUGCCGCUCUGUGUAUGUGUAUGAGUGUGUGAGCGCAGCUGUGCGCGAGCGAUGCUUUUGGUGCGUGUGUGAUGGGGGCGUGACUGUUAGGACAAAACAAAGCAUGUUUUGAAACUUUGUUUGUCCACCUAAUAACAAUUUAGUCUUGUCUCGUUCUCGUCUGACGAAAAUGAAUACAAUUUUCGUCACAUUUUAGUCUUUACAGAGCUUUGGUGACGUUCGUCUUAGUCUCAUUUUCGUCAAGGAAAAAAGGGGUCUGACGUCGUCAUUUAAGUUUUCGUCCUGCCUGAUGAAAACAACACUGGUCUAAUAAAUGUAGAAAAAAAACUCCUCACUGUAGCUUAAACUAUUAACUGAAACACAACAGAGUAAAAAAAUCUUAAAAUGUUUCAGAUUCAAAAGGAGAAGUUUGUUCAAAAACACAAUAUAAAGAAGCAGCAAAGGAAAUAAGUGACAUUAAAACAAAGACACGGGGCUCUAUUUUCGUGCGCGCCGGUGAAGCGACUGAGGGUGGCGGACCCCGCGCAGUUGUAUUUUCGUCUGGCGGAGCCCGGCGUAUGGCCAGUUUGGUAUUUUCGUGGACUGAGCCGCACGGAGGCGAGCCGAGAUCCGCCAAGCUGGGCGUGGUGGCGUGGCAGGGGGAGGUGUCGACAGAAUCAGCGGGCGCAGUGACAUUUUCGUGCUCGCCACCGGCGUGUAAAGUUUGCUGAAAGCUCACCGAUUCAAACCUGGUCAGCUUUCAGCGCAUGGCGGAGCGCAGCUGGUCUAGUAGUAUUUUGGUAGACCGGCGGCGUAUCGACAUAUGUCACUGAUGCCUCACCGGCAGGUUUCCACAGUGUCAGGCACAUUUCAGAGCAAUAAAUAAUCAACAACUAUUAAUCUGAGUCAGCACAUACAUUUAGAUCUAUAGAUAUAUUCUGAUCUAUAUCUGAUCUGAUGAGCGCGUUUGGCACGCGUUUGGACACACAACCUGACCGAAUCAACACAGCUGAAACCGCAUCAAAUUAAAUUAAAUAUCUAGUAAAUAAACACACAUGAUGAAGUUAACAAGAUAUGUAAUUCGUCUCCCUCCUUUUCUUUCUUCCUCUUCCUCUUAUUUCUCGCACAGCUCGACCUGGACACGUCUCCUCUGUCCGUCUUGCUGCUGCUGCGGCUGAACAGAUGAUUUGUUUCAGUGCUCAGAUGCGUUAUCUACUUUAAGCCUGUAUACGGAUAUUAUAAUAUUCAGUUUUGUGGGCCAAAUUUAUUGUAUAUGCCGACAUCUAUGAAAGAAAGAGCCAGGCCACGGAGCGCGAUGCAUCAUUUACGCACAGAUGGUUCCAAUUUUAAUGCCAUUUUUGGAGUUUAUGUUGUGAUCUGUGCGCUCAACCCACCUUUGUCACGUGAGGUUUGAAUAUAUGCAACUUUAUGUGAGUGUCUUUAUUUGUGGAAAAGGGUGUUUGUCUUACCAGUGGGUCCAACAUUACACACACCAAAUCCAUCUGUGCUUAUAUGAGAGGACGCCCAAUGCAGCGCUUACAGUGACACUUGUUGAGGAGCUGCCCUCUGUCGCCAUCUUGUGGCAUUACUGUCUUAAGACAUCUCUUGAUCUCUUUGACUACUUCAUGAAAAUAGUAAUACGACUCGCCGGUGGCGUAUUUAAAGGCAAGGAGAGGAGCUUAUGUGAUUGGUGAAAACAGGUCUCGGCUGUGUUAAACCCACUCUCCGCCCUAUCUCCUCCCUCGCUACGACUUAAGCUGCUGAGAGGAGCUGAGUUAGGGAGGGGGGAUACUUACGCAGGGCUGUGCGGCUCACCAAAAUACCAAAUUGUGCUUGGGGACGCCUUGUCAGCGCAGCGGAUCUGACUGACGCCGCGCUUGCGGCACGUCUCCGGCGAGGCACGAAAAUAGAGCCCAUGCUGUCAGCCUUUUGUAUCACAGCCCAAAAACCUGGUAUCAGUAUACAAAAAGUUUAUCAUAGUUUGGGACUCUGGGGUGGCCAAUCAGAUAUCAAGAGGGGCCAUGGACAACCCAUGGAUUCACCCCUGAUGCAAAUCUGCGAACUCCAACUUUGAAACUAAAUCUAAUGUGAAGUCUUUUCGUGCAACGUGGUGCCAAAAGUACAUUGAUACUUUCAAUUUUCAUAUUGUUCUUUGUCAGUAGGUGGGGUUACAUAGAGUGUCUGUUGUGUUGAUCAGGAGCUUUCAGAUUUGUCUUGUUUUUAAUUAAACAUAUAUGUCCAAGAACUCUUGUUUCUUACUCCAACCAGUUUCACACCAUGAUGCACAAGAGAUUAGCAGCAAGCAUGCAAAACUUCUGCCAACAGAAUACAGUUUGAGUAUUAGUAUACUUGGCUGUUUGAAGGGGAAAUGCAACACUCCCUGUUUACCAUCAUAAACCCAAUCAGAUUGGCACCCUUUUUCCUGCUUGACAGUUAAUGGGGGUACUUAUUCUGUUUUUCCCACUCUAACCUGAUCAGAAGUAAAAACCGUGUAACUAACCGUCUGUGUUAGCUGUACAGGUAGGGAUGUGUCCAGACUCGGCACCAGCAUAGGCUUAAUGCGGAGGAGUUGGAACAGGCAAGGUUUUCAACUAUACAACUACAGAAGUAUCAAACUGUGAUUGUAUUUUUGGACUUAAACAUAGACCAAUUUGUUUUUCAUGAAUCUUGACUCAGACAAGGCGAACUGCCAAAAACAGAAUUUUGUGUUGGCACCUGGGGUAACCAAACUGAUAUCAAAGGGGGGCAGUGCCACCCCUGGCUAACCCUCUUGAUAUGCCCCUGUGUACAUGCAUGAUUUAGUGUAGUAUCCAUUUUAUUAUGUAACAUUAUGUAGUAAUAAAUAGAAUUACCCCAGAACAAAAUGAGAGAACAUUCCCAGCACACAUUACUCUGUGUAAGAAGGAACCCUUUCAAUGAUCAAUAUAUUCAAAAAUGUUUAAAAUCCACAAGUAAACCUUAAAUCGAGAAAAAGUCCAAAUCUAUCAAUUGUGCUGUGUUUAAGUUUUCCUAAUUGCAUUUUAGUGCAUAGUCACGUAGCUGUCUGGGGUGAUUGAUGCUACAGCUGAUAUUAAACACGAAGUCCAUUCUCUGAAACACAUGGGGGUGUUUACAGCUUUCUGCAGAGGUCCUUUGAAGAGCAUUUGUAUCUUGUAACAUGUUUUAAAUUACACUGCAGCUCCGAGCCCCUCAGCCCGCUGCUGCAGCAACACUAAUACAGAGUGUAACUCUGUAAGAAAAGAUUGCGUUUGUCAGCUUUUAGAGAGCGAUGCAGCCCUGCAUUAUUCGCUUCUCCGGGGGAACAGUGUAAGUCAUCAAUAGAGUCCUGGCAGGUCAUUACAGUGUUCAGUGUGAGGGUGCUGCAGCCAAGCUCUUUCCCAAAAUUUUGCUACUUAAGAAGCUGCUUGUACUAAAAUGAGAAUUUGGGUUUGAGAUAUGAGAUUGAUCUGCAAUACAUUUAAGAUUGACUUAAUGUUUGAUUUCUGAAUUGAUAUUUUGUUUCUUUUUAUUUUCCCACGAUUGAAGGUAGGUGGUGCCCCUAUCAACGAGUGCAUAAAUGUCAUGUUCUAAGAUCAUUAUCAAAUAUUAAUCUUCAGAAUUUAUUAUAAAUUUAAAUCGCUACACUUUUUUCUGUUAGAUUGACUGGCAGAUAAACAGCCCUCCUUUGUCACACUGUUGUUGAUUUGUGAUUUAUUCGACAAUAUUCCUGGUUUUAAGAGGUCGUCAGUGACAUAUGAGUCUAAAUAAACUCCAAACUUCAAACAGCCUGAUCUCAUGCCCACCUACACACAGGACCCGGAGCCAGAAACCUCAGCAGCUGGCAGCAAGGACAAACCUCAUCAACCCACACACAUCACAGUUCUUCAUUAUUUAUCAUGCUCCAGUUUACAAAAACUUUCUUCUGGCGGUCCUUUUUACCAACCAUAGUAUUCAUUUUCUUAAUUUUGACGUAUUACUCGGGUUGUUUUCAUUUACUUGUCAUACUACAACCCUUACCCUCAUCAUCAAAAAGUCCUAAGAACUAAGUGACAGUGAGCAAAUUUAGAGGUGAGGCAGAGGACAGUGAUGCAGUAGAAGAUUAACAAGGGCUGCCUUUAUUGGUGGAAAGUGUUAAACAAAUUUCAGCUAAAGUUUGAAUCCAUUUCAUUUCACCAUUAUUAUGAAACUUUGUGUUGGAAAUGCUGAAGGAUGCCCUGAGACAGAGAAUGAAAAUGAAUUUCUCUUCUACUUGUAAACCAAAUGGUCAGUGUUCAAAAAUCUUGUAUUGCAUCUUACUUCUAUUUUGUGUAAUAUUGUGUCCUGAAAGCAAUCGGUCAAAGAUUUUGAUAGUAUCUGUAGCCUAAACCAACAAUAAAAAAGUCAAACACGAAAAAUUGUGCGUGACUUUUUUGAAGAAUCAGAUGAUUCAUUGUAUGAAGAAAAGUUUAACCUUUUCCCCUGAUUUUAGGUCAAAGCGGGAACAGUUUUAUGUGUUAAUUUUGUAAAUCCCUCUCACUACUUGAUUUACUUAUUAGCUGUUAAAAGCACUCAGUCUUUCUGCAGCACUCACAUCAUAUCAGUACAUACUGUGUUUUUACCAACCUGCUGAAACUGUGCAAUAACCACAUUGCAAUAAUCAAACUGUAUAUUUUAUGUAUAUACUGUUAUUUUUUUUUUAACCUUUGAUAUUGUUCCAUUCAAGCUUUGUAAGUACAUUGUUGUACUCCACUGUCCCUUGUGUUUAAGCAGCUGUAACAUGAGAAUUUCCUCCAGAGGGGAUCAAUAAAGUUGAUCUUAUCUAUCCACUGGAUCCUCUAAAUCGAGCAGCAUUUAAUGGGGGAUUGGACUUGAAUUUAACAAACCUAACUUGUAUUGUCACGAUACUUGGGUCAUGAUAUAGUAUUAUUGCGACUUUAAACAUUUUGCAAUACAAUGAGUAUUGUGAUACAAUAUAUAGCAGUUUAUACAACUUUUUCAACUGUUAAGCUAAUUUAGCAUUUGUCUUUCCUUUUUUUUUGUCUUAUUUACACAGUAUUUUGUUUUCAUGCAGCACCUCUUGCAAACCUUAUGUGUCAGGUCCAUCUUAUUUGUGCCCUGCUUGCAUUCCUAAUGUAUUUCCCCAGGUGCUAUAUUUGUUGCACUAACUUUCUCCUGCUCUAUGAUGUUACCUCUGCCAACCUCACUGAACAAACAGUUGAUUUUAUUUUUCCAUUAUCAUAGAUUUAAGAAUAAGAAGAACUUAUUUAAUUCCAGAAGGGAAAUUCAUUGGUAUGUUGUCUCAUUUGUCAUGUGUCUAAAAGUUAUCCACUAUUUACACAAGAGUUGUACAGUCUGAUGGCUGUGGGUACAAAAGAUAUUCUGAAUCUUCCUGUCCUGCAAAGAAGGGAGAGGAGCCGUCCACCACCAUUGGCCCUUUGGUCCAUCAAGGUGUUGUGAAAAGGGUGAUCCAUGUUCUUGAGAAUAGCCUCCACCUUCCUCAGUGUAGAUCUCUCCACCACAUCCUCCACUGAGUCCAGCUUGGAUGCAACCACAGAGCCAGCCUUUUUCACCAAUUUGCCUGAGACGUCUUCCAUCUUUGAUCAGAUUCGUCUCAGGCAAAAGAGGUGGCUCUGCCCCUUUCUGUAGAUGAAGUCUAUAGUCUUAGACCAGUCCAACUUAUUAUCCAGAUGUACACCUAGGAAUUUAUAUGAGGUCACCACCUCAAUGUCCACUCCACAGGGGUUUGGAUCUAUGGAAGUCUAUGACCAUCUCUUUUUGUCUUUGAGGUGUUGAGGAGAAGAAAGUUUUUGUGACUCCAGUCACUGAAGGCUCUUAUCAGAUCUCUGUAUUCAGCUUCUUGUCCAUUUCUGAUACAUGCCACAAUAGCAGUGUUAUCUGAGUAUUUCUGGAUGUGGCAGGACUCAGUGCUGUAUUUGAAGUCUGACUUAUACAGUGUGAACAGGAAUGGCACCAGCACUGUCCCUUGUGGAGUCCCUGUACUGCUCAUUAAUGUCCCAGAAACACAGUUCCCCAGCCUGAUUAACUGUGGCCUUCCUGUCAGGUAAUCUGUGAUCCAGGAAACACAGACAGGAUCCACUCCCAUCCUGUAAGCUUGUCUUUGAGUAUGGUGGGUUGGAUGGUGUUGAAUGGAUUUGAAAAGUCAAAGAAUAUGAUCCUCACAUAAACCCCAGGUUCCUCCAGAUGAGACGGGCAUGGCGAAGCAUGUAGAGGACAGCAUCAUCUGCAGGGAAUCCAGUUUGUCUUUGACCUCAGACCUCAGAAGGCGUAGAAUCAGCCACUCCAGGGUUUUCAUGAUGUGUGAAGUGAGGGCCACUGGUCUGUAGUCAUUGAGUUCAGCAGGACAUUUUGUUUUUUGGUACUGGCACAAUGCAGGAUGUUUUCCACAGAGUAGGUACCUGCCCCAGCUGUGGACUCAGGUUGAAGAUCCUGUGGAGAGGUUGACACAGUUCUGCAGCACAGUCUGUAAGCAGCCUUGGACACACACCAUCUGGACCAGCCGCCUUCCCAGGACAAAGUUUUCCAAGCUCCAUCCUCACCCCUGUUUCUGUGACAGACAGGGACUGGUGUUCUAGGAGGGAGGCAGCUGAAGUGGUUGAGACAUUUGAACGAGAUGGAGGAGGAACAGGAGAAGUUGUACUGGAGAUUUGUUGCGGAGAGGAAGGUGGAGUAGCAGUUUCCAGCAGCACAUUCCAGUCUGUUGAUUUAAAACAGUCCCUUAGAGCUUCACUGGCUUAAGGGGUCCAUCUGCUGAUUUUGACUUUGGUCACAGGCUGCCUCGGUACACAAGGUCUGUAACAGGUUUGCAGAUAGACUAAGUCAUGAUCUGACUUGCCCAGUGGUGGUAAGGCAGUGGCUCUGUAGGCUUCUUUGACGUUGGCAUACAGCAGAUCCAGGGUUUUGUUUUCUCUGGUAGGAUAGUUCACAAGCUGUGUGAAUCCAGUCAGGUGAGAGGAGAGGUUGGUUGAAGGUUGAAGUCUCCUGAUAUUAUUAUUAGUGCCUCCAGGUGUUGAGUCUGUAUCCUGGCAACACUUUUAUGCUAAACAUGCAUGGAAUUUCUUCAGUUGAUUUGGGUGGAAUGUAAACAACUAUUGUUAUGAUAUGACUGAAUUCUCUUGGAACAUAAUAUGGCUGAAGAGCAACUGCCAACAGUUCAAUAUCUGGACAGCACAAGUUCUCCUUGACAGUUACGUGUGAAGGGUACACCAUCUUGACAAAUAAAGCCAGACCAUCUCCCUGACCUUAUGAGAGUGAAGCCAGGUAGAUCCACACUGGAGUCCGAGUUGUUUUGAUUUAGCCAGGUUUCAGUAAAACACGGGAGACUGCACUUACGGUAUGCUUUCUCAGUCUUCACCAAUAACUCCCAUGAUUUCCCAUGAUGAUUGAUGGAAGAAAUGGUUUAUAUCACCACCUCCUAGUAUUUUGACUUCAUAUUAACAAUUGAUGAAAAAAAUCAGUACUUUGCCAAUGAGACGAUACAAUAUAUCACCAGACAAAAUAUUGCAAUACUAUGCUGUACCAAUUUUUUCUCCCACCCCUACUAACUUCUGUGUUGAUCUCAAAGAACAGAUUAAUAGUUCUCUUUUGUACUAGAAACAGGAUUGCAAAUAAGCCUUUUCUCAAUUUUCAAGGUCAGCCAGUUUCUAGUGAAACUUCUCAUCUGUUUGAAUUUAUCACAUACUGUACGAGCCUAUGAAUUCUGUAGACAUCCUCAUUACUGUUCACAGUUUAUUUCUGGCUAGACAUCGGAGACCUGACAGAGAUGUCUGUAAAAUCAAAUAAUAUCCUCGCAUCAAUGCUGCGCAGUUUAAUAUUCUCUCAAAUCUCAUGACUUGAAACUUUAUUAACACUGCAGUUAUUAAGCUGCCUGGAAGAAAACAGUCUCCCAGUAAUGCUGCGAUCCACUUUGCUGCAUGAUGUUCAUGAAUAAAAAACUCUUGCAACCAAAUCAGCAAACUCUAAAAUGCACCAGUCUCUUUUUCUGUGAAAACCCAUGUGAACCAAAGAACAAACAUUAUAAAACAAGAAAAAUGAAAACAAAGUUUGAGAUGAUUUCAUCACUCUCCUUUUUUAUUGUUUCAGUUAUUCAGUGGACACAGGUAAGAAUGACUUCCUGUGACACUCUAGUUCACAUACUUAGUCUAUUAAUUCCUGACAUGAAACAUACUCAUAUUUUGCAUGCACAAAAACAAAGGUUGAACAGAUUGCUACAGAGAAAAUGGUAAGUCUUGUCCUUUAGCAUACAACCUUGGGUUUGUGUCCAUCUUGGGGCCCCCUGGGGGCAGGGGGCGCCAAAAUGGACAUAGAUAAAUAAAUAAAUUAACUAAAUAAAAUUAACAAAAUGUCAAAUAUCUGGAGCUAAAAGUCUAAACUGGAGCUUUAAAGUAGUUGUAAUCAGCAGUGUUGAAUAUGCAGCAGUGUGAUGCAUCAUACAGAUUGAUACAGCUUAAUUACUCUGAAAACAUAAUAUAUGAUAGUGAAACACUAUGUUUCAUACUUGUUCAUGCACAUUGUUAAAUGAGACAAAAAGCGUCACAAACACAACUAAGGGUUUAAUAACUAAUAGCCAAUCAGAAUCAAUAAUAAUGAACUAAUCCAACCUCUAUAUUUUAUUUCAGAGCACCACCCUGCCUUUAGCUUCCCUCAAGCCCUUCGCUUUAUCUUCAUGUCAUAAUGGCCACCAGUCCAACUGACGCCGCAGCUGCCCAACCAUCAAGCAACAUGGAGGAGUCCCAGCAGCCAAUCAACAUGCAGCAGAAUGGAGAUGCUGUCACUUCCCAACCAGUCAGUGCGGAGCAACAAACCCCGUCCCUGACAAUCAAUGCUCCUGAUGGCAGUCAAACUGCUGAAAUGGACCAUCUUACAGUGAUCAAUGACAACACGGAGACCAGUAAAUAGACCAGUUCUGAACAUAUGCAUGACACUCCAUGGACACUAUCCAUCACUCCAUUUUGUACUUUUACUUCACUGGGGUUGUUCCACUAUCUUGCAAUAUUUCAACCUGUAGUCCACUGCCUUUUAGAGUCAAUUUUUGCACUUUUUACUUCACAACUUUUACCUGAAAACUAACAUUGGUUAAUUCAUCACCAGCCUGUAAAUGUAAUACUCUUGUCAGAUUAAGUCACAGUAAAGACAUGAAAUUAAUGCUGCUCUUUCAUACCAUAUUGAGGCAUAUUGUUAGUGUAAACAUGUAAGACUUUAAGGAUACCAAAGGUUUGAUAACGAUUUUAAUAAUAAAAUGUGGCUGCCAAAAACAGAACAGCUGCCUUUGUGUCUUCCCACAAUUUCAUCAAAUCUGAUGUCAACCCCAGCUAUAUGUGAAUCUCAGCUUUGAAUUUCUCACUAAAGUCCACCUUCUCCUCCAGGUAACGGCAUCGGUCCUGUGAGGGUUGAUUCAUCUCCCACAGUGUCCUCUGUGUCGCCCAAACUGCAUGCUAAGCCUGGUGGACAUGCCAAUGGAAGGCCUGGUUUGGGCAGCCGGUCCGGCUCGGUGGCGAUGGGUUCACCUAGGCCCUCCCUCACCCGCCAGCCCAGUGCAAUCACAGAGGCCACUGUGGACGGGUCUAAGCCAAGGGACUACCUGCUCUUGGCCAUCCUGUCCUGCUUCUGCCCACUGUGGCCCAUCAACAUCGUAGCCCUCACCUUUUCAGUGAUGGUAUGACUUUAAACUUUUCAUCUCAUAAUAAUAAUAAUAUAAUAAUGCAUCAGAUUUCAUAUAGCGCUUUAUCAGAGAGCCUCAAAGCGCUUACAUUGGAUACAUCAUUCAUUCGCUCACACAGUCACAAUUUGGUGGUGGUUAACUACCUUUGUAGUCACAGCUGCCCUGGGGCAGACUGACGGAAACAUGGCUGCCAUUUUGCACCUACGGCCUUUCCGACCACCACCAUACAACACUCACAGUCAUACACCAGUGGAGGACACACACUGGGAGCAAGGUGGGUUAAGUGUCUUGCCCAAGGACACAACAGAUAGACUUGGGAUAGGGGGGAAUCGAACCGCCAACCUUCCAGUUAUUGGACGACUGCUCUACCUCCUGAGCUACUGCCACCCUCAUCUCAUACACUAUUGCUACUAGAAAUACAGACAGAAAUGAGCAAAACCACACAUUUCAACUCACAAAGUUUAUUUGGAGUUAAAGCAUUUAUUAGCCAAAAACAAAAGGAAGCUGAGUUUGGAUCAUGAUACCAACUUAGUCUUUUAUGCUGUUUUUUAACCCUGUUCAGUCUCGAAACAGUCUUCAGCAGGGAAAUGUUGAUGGGGCUCGACGUCUGGGCCGAAAUGCUAUGGUUCUGUCCAUUGUCUCCAUCUUAGGAGGGAUUGCAAUCAUUACUGCCGCCAUCGUCUUCAACUGGGGCUGUAAGUAACAUGCAACCAAUCUACAGUUUUAGCCAGUAUAACUUCUGCACCUUUAAAGCCUUACAAAUCAGAGUUUCUGUAAAAGGAAAAGUUUCACCUUCCGAAAAAAAGUUAGGUAAAAAAGUUUAAGGAGUGACACAGAAAACAGGUGAGUGUUUAUGGUAUGGAGCUGUGACGCAACAGCUGCUCAAUCUGAUAAAUGAGUUCUUUUUGACUGUAUUGUUGCUGGCCAGUGGUUCAAACAUCAUAGUAGGCAAUUGUGUUUGGCUGCUUAUUCAACAAACUUAAGGCUGUGAUAUUGAAAAACAAUUAGCGAUUUUUUUUUUGUGGCAAUAAACAGUUUCUGGUUAAGAGUAAAAUAGUCUUUGCAACUCCAGAAAUCUGAGUCCUCCUUAUAGUUAUUUCAAAAAUGUAAGCAGGUACACGGUCAUAGCCCAUCGUCAACAUCAUCUUGAAAAAACAGAAACUGUUGUGUACCUGGAAACAGAUACUCAAAGUACCUUAGCAAUAUUGAGAUGUGCCUUCAAACUACUAUUGGAGGAUGCCUUGAAACAGACACUUCAGGAUACCAAGUAUAAGGUACUAAAAGUACCUGGAUACAGAUGUUAGUGGUAUCGUUUGUGCAAAGGGUUGCCAGAAACAGAUGCUAAAGUGGUUCAGGAUAAGACUGAAAAGUUAACUCAAUAUACUUAGAAUAUACAUGAGAUUGCAGAUUGCUUCCAGAUACUGAGGGUACCUGGGAACAGAUGCAAGUCUUGAAAGUGAUGCAAAGGGUUACUGAAAAAUAGACCCCAUGGCAAGUGAAAAAGGCAAUAACUACCUGGAUGACUACCUAUCUGUUAGUUAGUAUUUUCCUAGAAAAGUACACUUAUCGGAGUAUUUGAGUCCAAAAAGCUGAAUUUCUGUGUCAUUUUAUUUCUGUCUACAGUGAUAUUAAAAUCCUGAUUGAAAUAGGCCUGAAUGGUGAGACCUAUUUCCAUGCCAACAUCUGACUGACACGACACCCCUUCCUCCAAUUGCUGAAGCACUAUCCUUCUCAAGCGCCUGCACCAGAUGAAAAAAAAUGUACUUGUAUUCUGCUGUUGUUUUUGCUGCACGAUGAGCAUGGUCUGCCUGAUGCUCUACCUCCAACACGACCCAACAAGCAACCCAUACCUGAACCCAGGCCUGAUCUGGAAAUGGAUCAAGAAAAGAGGAUGGAUCCUGAGAUGCUCAUUUCAUUCUGUGGAGCUGCUUUUCUCCUCCUCAGACUAUUUUCUCUCAUCAAUACACAAAUAGGUGUGCUGUCAUGGGAAUUGACAUCUGUCUCUAUGGAAACUGGAUAAUUCUGACCUCUUGAUGACGCCGCAAGCCCAGCGAUGAGCAAACUGUGGGGUGUUUUUUUUUUUGUUGUUGUUUUUUUUUUGGACUUUUUGAUGCCAAAAAAUUAAAAACCUUCGCUGAACUGAUGCUGAAGGUUGUUGCUGCAGCUGUGAUUGCUCAUCGUGAACAAAAGAGGAAACUUUCAGUCUCUUAAGACUGUAAGAGAUGGAUACAGAAAUAGAAUGGAGCCAUUUUGGGGAGAGUGGUGGAUUGUUUCAUCCUUCAUUUGUUCCUUUGGUAUUUGUGGAGCACACUCUCACACACAUAUGUAUAAAUUACUUCGAGUAUGCUUCUUUUUGUCUAAACUCACUCUGUGUAUCCCUGUUCACCCUUACUGAUACAGUACAGUGGAUGACUAUCAAAGGCAGAUCACAUAUUAAAGAAAUGACAAAGGAUAAACCUGAGAUAUUCCACAGAUUACUUUAUUCAACAAAUGCCUCUUUGCAGAAAACAUAAACCAAAACAUAAACAUAUUAGCUGAUUAAUUAAAUAUUUUGGGCUUCCUCUUUGGGGCUCCAACACUGUACCAAACCAUAUCCUGGACAAAUUCAGAGGCAUUAAAUACUUUAUAUCAAACAUAUGAGCUUGAAGCUAUGUACAGAGGUGGGAACUUCCAAACCUAGAUUCACAAUAAUUAGUAAAUUAUAGUUUGUCACAUUCCUGCAUAUUUUUCCAAACCUUCUGGUUGGGGGUGGCAUGCACUACAUAACAGAUAGAAACAUUACAACCCUCUCCAUCCUGUUGGGGUCCUAGUCUCUAUAGAAACACAAAUCUGAUCUUUUGUCAAAACAACAUUGCACCCCUUUACUUGUUUUUCAGAAAGGUUUCAGACUAACACAUCCUUUACCCUGGUGCUGAUUUCAGCAAUAAGAAGAGUUAACCUUUGUUUUGCUGAAUGAAACUGGUUUGCUGAAAUAAUAAGUCAAUUUAUAAAAAUCCCAAAUUAACAUGUUCUUAUUCCAGCUGCAUUCAUACCCAAAGGGACUAAAGCAAGGUAACAAGCAAAUAUCACAUCCACCUCUUGAUCCCAUUACAAAAUGAACAUGCCAUCAGACCUGUUAGACUCAAGGCAUGGUGUUGGUUUCCAGGGUCAUGUGAAGCAGCAAAAUAGGGCCAAUGUGUAAUGCCUGGUUCACACAGGAAGUGCCGCGCGCGGAACGGAAGCACCGUGCGCGCGCGCAGCGCCGGCUCGCGCUUGGCUGUUCACACAGAAAGCGUUUUCUGCUGCGCUCUGACAGGCUGGUCAGACAUCGACUGAGCCCGGCAGUGCUUGGCCGUUUCAGUCUGCCCUCAGUUUUCCACACUUACGAGCGUUUUAAAAAUGGGUAAAUCAAUAUUUAUUUACGUUUUUAUUUCGUCAUACAUAAAUUAAAUAUUGGCAGCAUCAAGUAUUGUUUUAAAUUAUUAUAUAGGGGUAAACGACGAAUAAAUUGGGGAUUCUGUGUAUAGCCUUGUUAGCUCGAGGCUACUGACUGUAUCGUAAUAAAGUCCCCCUCCUUUGUCUCAAUAAAAUCACUGAAUCUCUGCAGCUCUCCCUUCGUGUGUGUGUGUGUGUUUGUGUGUGUGUGUGUGUGUGUGUGUGUGUGUGUGUGUGUGUGUGUGUGUGUGUGUGUGUGUUCAUUGGUAAAAAAAUAGACCGACAAGCAACACCGUAAAUCCUUUUCUAAUUUAUUGAAAUUUACUUUAUUUUGAAAAUUGACCGAAUUCUCUCGCAUCUCCUUCCUGACUUCCUGUCUGGUCCGAUCUGCUCUGUUGAACUUUACAUUGGCGCGCGCGGCUCGCGCCAAAAAUAGAGAGAAGCGGAGCAGCCGCGCUCCAGAGCGCGAGUUGUUCCGCGCGCGAGCUGUGUGAACAGUCUCAUAGGUUAACAUGGGCACCGAUCUGAAACUCUGUGCACGGCGCUUCCGUUCCGCGCGCGGCGCUUCCAGUGUGAACCAGGCGUAAGUACAAAAAAAACUGCCUUUCUAUAAGUGUCCGCUGGGGGCUGACUCCAAAAACCAAGGAAACUCCAUUAGAACCCAUUUUAAAAUGCUAAUUUAAGAAGAGGACUUUGACACAUUUAUAAACUGGUACACUAUACCUCAGUUUAUUUGUCUAAUUAGUGUGUAUGGCUGAAUAUUGUUAAGUCUCAGCAUUGUAAACUAUUUAGAAGUCAUGUGUAUUUAAGUGUAAUUACAGGUGUAUUUGAUUUAAAUGACAGUUGAAUUUGUUGUAGCUAUGGCCUCAACUCCUCCUUCAUUUCUGGUUUUACCUAAAUUUAGUUAGAGUGGUCAACAGCACUUCAGAACCAAUGAGUGACAUCCUUAAGACUAAGGGGUCUAUUUUCGUGUCCGCCGGUGAGGUGGCGGAGGGUGGCGGACCCCGCGCAGUUGUAUUUUCGUCUGGCGGAGCCCGGCGUACAGCCAGUUUGGUAUUUUCGUGAACUGAGGCGCACCGAGAUCCGCCAAGCUGGGCGUGGUGGCAUGGCAGGGGGAGGUGUGGACAGAAUCAGCGGGUGCAGUGACAUUUUCGUGCUCGCCACCGGCGUAUAAAGUGCGCUGAAAGCUCGCCGAUUCAAACCUGGUCAGCUUUCAGUGCAGGCGGAGUGCAGCUGGUCUAGUGGUAUUUUGGUAGACCAGCGGCGUAUCGGCAUACGUCACUGAUGCCUCACUGGCAGGUUUCCACAGUGUCAGGCACAAUUCAGUGCAAUAAAUAAUCAUCAACAACUAAUAUUCUGAGUCAGCACAAGCAUUUAGAUCUAUAUAGAUAUAUUCUGAUCUAUAUCUGAUCUGAUGAGCGUGUUUGGCACGCGUUUGGACACACAACCUGACCAAAUCAACACAGCUGAAACCGUAUUAAAUUAAAUUAAAUUUCUAGUAAAUAGACACACAUGAUGAAGUGAACAAGAUAUUUAAUUUGUCUCCGUCCUUUUCUUUCUUCCUCUUCCUCUUAUUUCUCGUGCAGCUCGACCUGGACGUGUCUCCAUGUCCUCUCCCCGUCCUGCUGCAGCUGCUGCUGCGGUGGCUGAACAGAUGAUUUGUUUCAGUGAUCAGAUGAGUUAUCUACUUUAAACCUACACGAAUAUUAUAAUAUUCAGUUUUUAAGACCAAAUUUAUUUUACAUGCCAACAUCUAUGAAAGAAAGAGCCAGGCUACAGAGCGUGAUGCAUCAUUUACGCACAGAUGGCUCCGAUUUUAUUGCCAUUUUUGGAAUUUAUAAUGUGAUCUCUGCGCACAACCCACCUUUGUCACUUGAGGUUUGGAUAUGUGCAACUUUAUGUGAGUGUCUUUAUUUGUGGAAAGGGUGUUUGUCUUACUAGUGGGUCCAAACUUACAAACACUAAAUCCAUCUGUGCUCAUAUGAGAGAGUGAGGAGGAUGUUCUCUGCAGCGUUUACAGCGACAUUUGUUGAGGAGCUGCCUUCUGUCGCCAUCGUGUGGCAUUACUGUCUUCAGACAUCUCUUGAUCUCUUUGACUACUUCACGAAAAUAGUAAUACGCCUCGCCGGUGGCGGAUUUAAAGGCGAGGAGAGGAGCUGAUGUUAUUGGUCAAUACAGGUCUCGGCUGUGUUAAACCCACUCCACGCCCUCUCUCCUCCCUCCCUACGAUUUACGCCACUGGGAGGAGCUGAGUUAGGGAGGGGGGAUACUUACGCCAGGCUGCGCCGCUCACCAAAAUACCAAAUUGUGCUUGGGAGCGCCUUGUUGGCACGGCGGACCUGACUUACGCCGCGCAUGCGCCGCGUUGCCGGGGAGGCACGAAAAUAGAGCCCCAGAUCUACAUUUUAUACAGUCUAUGGGCUGACUUAGAAUAUCUUCAAUUAAACAUAAUUUCUUGUAUCCUUUACAAUAUCCUAUGUCACAAUUCUUUGGCUGGAAUAUUCAGAUUAAGACAACUUUAUUUAUCCCCUAAGGGCAAUUCUGUUCGCAGUUACCCUGCCGUUUGAUCCAUACAAACACACAAACCAGCAGAAAAACAAAUAAAUGAAUAUAAAAUAAUUAAGUCUAUUAGUGGAGUUAAGCACAGACAAUAGACAAAUGGGUUUUUUGUCAUUUGGAACAUUUGCGAUUUGUAUACUCAAUGCAGCACUCCAUCAUCUUAAAUCUAUUUUAUCCUCAUCUAUAAACCAGUAAUUCUAUUCUAAUCUAAUUCACUCUGGUCUCCUCAGCUGCAGCAUUUAGCCAGUGAGUGUUCGUGGGAAAGUGAGGUUGUGGGACAUACUGUUGAGACAAGCCUCUGUCGGUCAAAUAGGUGACCUUAAAACUUCUUUGGCGUUGGUCCAGAGCUUGUGGGACGUUGUGUUUGUUAGUGCUGUUUGAAGAGAACCAUUACAGCUUGUUCUACUGUUUAGUUUAAGUUCUAAUGUCCACAGUCUAGUCCUAUUGGUGAUUAUUUCCUCCCCCUGCUCUUGACAUAUAUUAAGUUUAGAGCUAAAUAUGUACUUGGGCUCUCUGAGGGAAAGCUGGAGUAGUGUGUGUGACCAGAGGCUUGAAGUGCUCAGCUGUGGUUGUUGGGAUUCCUAUAAGUGCAUCUCUUUGCCUGUAACUGAUUCCAGAUGAGUCCCACUGAUUCAGACCUACUUAAUUAUUCUGACUGACCACAGUAUGUGCAGGAUUUUCUGCUUAAUGGAUAUGGAGUGAUCGGCAGUCAGAUGCUGCCCCCUGUGAUUGCCAGGCCCUCUAUUAAUUUAGGUGAUUAUGGUUAGGUUUCGACCACAGACUGGCACUCACUCUGACUGUUCCUGUGCACAAGAAUGGACUUUGACAAUGAACAGAUCAGUAAUGUGCCUUGGACUCUUGUCUAGCUUUUCAUUUUAGGCUUUAAAACAUUUCUUGCAUAAGUCUGAUCACUUAAUGUUUAGAAAACAAUCAUUUCUUUUCCGGUGAUGAGGUGAUUCCUCAUCAUUAUAAAAUGCUCACCUGGACCUGGACCUGAACUAAUCUGUAACUUGGAAUAAAGACAAACACUAUUUUGCUCUAUUUCUUAGUCUGGAAAUAACUUUAAUGCCAUAUCAUGCAAAAAUACAAGCGUGCAGUAAUUUUUUGCAAGUAACUGGUUCAUAGUGGAGGUCAUUUGGUUCUUAACACUGGUUGCCACCACAGACUGUCUAAUAAAUACACAUAACAUUGGUGACCGUCACCUACUUGUUUGUGAUGCCAAGUUUUGAAGCAUAUUGGUGGCGGUUACCAUGUUGGUUAUGCUUACUCAACCCAACUUCCAGUCAACCUACCACACAAAUAGCCCACCUGUGAGUCAAAUCAGCUCUGACUCUGAAACAAACCAAAACUUUAUUCUGAACCAGGCUGUUAACAUGUUUAUUUCUUCUCUAAAAAAUGUUUUCAUGGCUUAAUGUGUAUGUGAUUCACUGUAGUCAACCUCCAGUGGAUUCUGGAGGUUGCUGCUUAGUUGCCACCCGGCAUAAAAUAAAAUGGAAGACAAAUAAGAAGCAGCAGCUUCUAGCAUGCUUGCUUUAGUAGCACUUCAAAAGAUGGGCGAAUACUUUUAACAUUAAUAUUUUCUAGCAGUCCUUGUAGCUGUUUACAAACAUUGAUAAUUUACCAUCAAUGGGUAAAUAUAGUGCACAAUUAAAUAUGAUAAAGGGGACAGUGGAAAUGUGAAAAUAAAAGCCUCACAAUACUUUUAUGAGGCAGUUCCUUCCUGAAAGAAGUUUCUGUCUCAAGAUAAGAUCCAUGGAUGAAAACAUAACUUUGUUCAAACUCAGAAAUGGAUGAUAUCAUGUAUGCCCUAAUUUAUGAAGUUUCUCCUUUUAUCAUGCCUUUGCUUUUUCUUUUGACUGAAAAUGUUUGGGUUAACCAGGAUAUUUUCUAAACCUGCUUAAAUUGUGAUGUGCAGUUGAAAUGGAGCUUCAGUUUUGGCAGCAUCAGUAUUGAAGGAAUUCAUCAGUCUUGAGCUAAUAUAAAGGUCUGUUUCGAUAGUUCAAUUUUAUAUUACUUCAUCCACAGUAAACAAUGACUGAAGCAUGGCAGAAUUUGGAGGAUCCUUUGGCAUUUGGUGGUUGAAAACAAUGUUUUUUGUUCUUAAAGGGACUAUGUUUUUAACAGAUCCUAGGGCAUUUUGUGAUAUAAAACAAAGGCUUAAAAAUUCUCUGAAACAAGCUCAGUUCGAUUGGUGCAGCAUAUGCUGUAGUUAUUAGGAUUUACCUACUCCUUAAGGAUCAUAAAUAAUCAUUUAAACAGCAGUAAAUAAAGUCCUCACACCCCUAUCUUCUUGGCUUUGUCUGAGCUCUGGGACCCUCAGUGUGAUGCUGUGCCAAACCCCUGAGUGUGUGCCAACCUGCACAGGAAGCACCCUCUAAUUUCUGUUAACCUGUCUUAUAUGUGUGUGUGUGAGCACAUACUCCAGGUAGAUUAACAAUGUUAGGGGAACUCUGAGGAAAUAAGCUGAUAUUAUGGAACAAUUUCAGCCCUUCAUUUACUCUGACCUGUGCAUGUUUACAGUAUUUAUUACAGGAUGCUUUUACAUGACUGUAGCCUCAUCUAGCAAGAAAGCUAACUGAGUAGCACUUUGUAUAUAAGUAAUUUGGGACAUCGUAAUAGCUAGACCCAGAUAAGAUAUUCCCCUUUUUGCAAAGCCUGACCUACAAUUUCCAAGAACUGUUUUAUUUUUUUUUAUUAUUUAUUUUAAAAAAAGAGGCUGUUAAAAGGAAGCAAAGCUUAAUGUUUAGACACACUUGAACUUGAACUUAGUCAGUUGGUCUUUUUCACAGAGAGCAAAGGUCAGGUGAGGUCAGGCUUAGAGGUGGAAGGUGGGGGCCGGGCAGAGGGUCCUGCUCACACCUUACUAACACCCACUCCUGUACUGUAUGUAGCAUGCCUAUUCACUAUUCACAUUAUGCAAAGGAAAAAAAGGUCUCAGCUUGAUGUCAGUAUGAAUGCUAGCUUCCUUGAACUUUGCUCUGGUUGUGUACUUGUACAAGGUUUUGUAUGAAACUUGCUUGUGCUACCUCUCAAAGUUGCCUACAGUGUUUUAUCAACAGCACCUCACAUUGUUUCACUUUGAUGAUUUUAACUGACUGUUAAAUUUUGUGCUUAUGUUUGUUUCUAUUGUGGCGAUUUUAACUACUUGCAUUGUUAUUGUUUAUACUAAUUUGCAGGAAUUAAUAUGAACACAGUCCAACAUCUAUACAGUUAAUCAUCUUUAACACAACUGGCAAAACUUCUGUAAAUAAAAUAACUCCUACGGUACCAACGUAUAUACUUGUACUUAAAGCAGAAAACUGCCGAGAAAAAGUUGUCUUACACAGAGAAAUCUAAGUUCUGAGGAAGAUUUUUGGCAUCGGUUAGCAAACAUUCAGACAGAUCCUUGUGUCUGUUGCUUAAUGAAAUAAGGAAUGUAGACCAAAGUGCAAAAUACGUCUGACAGGUCCAUUUAAAACUCAAACUAACGUUCCAAAAAAAGAAAACAUGUUUUAAAAGUCUGUAGAUCUGUGUCUUUAGAUUAUCACAAUACAUGUAAGCUUGCCUCUCAGAAGCAUCUCACUACCAAGAGUGAACAGAGACAGCCACUGCUGUUCUGAGCCACAGAAACAGCAUUAGCCUAGCACACACUGAUGAAGUAUGUUGAAAUUCUUUCAUGUGAACUGAAAAACAAUCCAACAUACAGGAAAACAAAGCUUUUUACUCUAAACAGUACACUUUAUUCAUCUGGCUAAUGUAGGCAGCAGAAAUAACCAAGCUAAAGUCAGUUGUCACUCACCUGACUGUGAAGUUCAAAAUUGUGUUAUAUAGGGAGAGUAAAAAUGUUUGGAGUAUAAACUUGUUAGAUGAAUUUAAGAUAUGACUUCCUGACAGUAACUUCGACAUUAGUCAGUAUAAAGCAUAGUGUGGGUUAAUAUUAGAAUGAAUGGGAACAUUUAGGUGAGUAGGAUGAGUUUGUGCAGUUAUGACACAAACAAAAAGCAGCUUCCCCUUUUCAGAAAUUUGUGUACAACCCUCAAAGUUAGUUGAAGUUUAAAAAAGAGAGUAGUGAAAUAUAAAAGUUAUUAAAAAAUGGAAGUAGUUCUUUGCUUCGAAGGCUCCUCCAAUGAUUGUGUAGAAAUAGUCUGCAUAGAUGUCGGCCAAGUAAACUCAUAUAGAAUUAUUUUUGUAUAGUGCCUUAAAGGGAUUUAAAAACCAGCCCACCCUAAAAGAAAAGUGAAGAUACUAGACUUAAUCAUAAGGUGCCUUCAUGGAGAAACAUUUAAAAAAAACUUUUUUAAUUAUUAAUCAUUAAAUUGUGAUACAGGAAUAAGGAAGUUUGAUUGUAUUUGAUUUUAGACAGAAAAAGAUAAAUAUUCUUGUCUUUGACUAUCCCUAAAUUAUUAAACUGUGCCAUUGAACAACUCCUGUGAACUAAAUAUUGUACUUUUUGAUCUCUGAGAUGGGCUGGUGGACUUUUGAAAAACCAUAAGCAGAGUUAAAGAGGGUUUUACCAAUCAAAUAGAGUUAAAAGUAAAAAAGGUCAGAUUUAUCAUUGAUAUCCAAAAAUCCAAUUUUGGGUGAUGGUAUGUUCAUGGUCAGAAAAAUAUACGUUCAUCGAAUGUUUUAAUGGAAAAAUGCAGAAAAGUCUUCCACAGAACUUUUCAUUUCAAAUGCAUACAUACUUCUGUAGAUAGAUACUGUACUUCAUCAUUAAUUUUACAUUUACAUUUAAGUGGCACCUACCAAAUCCUCAUGUUUCUUGUCGUUGUAUUUUCAUGUCAAUUCUUUUCACUUUUACCUUGUUUUCUUGGUAAAUGUUCCUUUGACACUUGAUUACCACGUCUUUGUAUUUUUUAUAUCUUUAUUCCUGUUCUCUGGAUCUCUUUUGUAUGAUAAACUACUGUUUGUGACGCUCUGUGUUAGCUGCUUUCUGCCCGCUUUUUUAAAUGGUAAGGCUUCGGGAGGGACGCUGUUAGCAUGAAUAGACUUCAUUAUGUCUUUCUCUAUAUAUUGAUUGCUAUCUCCUGACACUGGACUCUUUUUGUGCCUGUGCAUGCCUUAAAAUGAAUGCUUCAUGAAGCAUCCAGAAUGAGUAUGAGUGUACACAAUACAUAUAUCAGACACUAUUGAGCUUGACAACUGAUAUAAAGUACUUAAACAUGUUUGAAGGGAAUAAAUCACAGUUCAAUAAAACUUCUUCUGAGUCUGUAG